AUGAACCUUCCAGCACCCAGGUAACUAAAAUUAAAAAUACGUGAUUUUGCUUUCGGUAAGCGUCCUAAAAAUUUGAUAUCGUCUAUAAUUCAUUCCGCAUUUGCACUCAGGUAACAGACGAAUUAGGCUCCAUAUCAUCCAAAGUAAUUGAUGUAUGUGAAGAAAGCGGAGAGUCUUCAAUUACCGACCAUGAGGUAGUCGAACCAGAAAACCGUGGAGAUUGUAUCCAUGUCUCUCAAAUUGUUGCUAGUGCCAGUGAUUUCGAAGACUCGAAUCAACAAAGAACGUCUUGAACAGGGAAUCAGAAAACCAUACGAUUGAGGAUAUAAUUGUUUCAAGUGGCAGAAAUAAAAAGUCUGUAGAGCCUAAAACAUCCUGCCAAUUCCAUAGCAAGCCAAAAGAUACGCUUCUAGGACCAAGGCAGCCUAAGCUCUUGAAGUUCCCGGUACGUGAUCCCAAGUCAAGAAAAACUAAGAGCUUCAACGUAUCAUGGUACCGACAUUUCCCUUGGCUCGAGUACGAUGUUGAAAAAGACGCCGCUUUUUGUUAUUGUUGUAGUAAAUUUUCGGCAAACACGAGUGGCUCGUCUGCUGCUUUGUCGUUCACUCAGACAGGAUAUACUAACUGGGCAAAUGCCCUUGACAGCAGUAAAGGGUUCCAACAGCAUGAAAGAUCUGAGCUUCAUAGAAACAGUCAUGCCAGGUGGACGGAGUUCAAAAAGAUUCAAGAAGGAAAAGAAAAGGACAUAAUUCAGCGGAUAUGUCCUGAAAGGGAAGAAGUACCCCGCGACAACAGAGAGUAUCUCAGUUACCUAUUCAAAUAUAUCCUCUGGUUUGCAACUAACGAAAUUCCAAUGAGGGCUGAUGAUGAGACAGAUGAAUCCAAAAACCCGGGUAAAUGGAUUACCUACAUCAGACUCCAGCUGGAAACCAAUCCCUCGUUCAAACAGCUCCAUGAAAAGUUCACCAGGACAAGAAGCAUGGACUAUACCAGUAAAACCAGUGUGAACGACAUCAUCGAAGUAAUUGCUGAAAAUAUUCGUCUGGUCAUUUUUUCUCAGAUCAAAGAUGCCGGCAUGUUUUCAGCACUCAUUAAUGAAAGUAAAGACGCAGCGAAACGAGAAGAGUUGGCUUUGGCUGUAAGAUAUUCAGCAGGAAAUGUUGUGGAGAGAUUUGUGUACCUUCGGAAGCUAGAUCAGUUUGAUGCCCACACAAUCAAAGAAUGUGUAAAUGAACUGAUUAAUAACAUCAUCCAAACCUCAGAGGGUUCAGUGGUAGUAUGUCUAAGAGCCGAUGGUGCAAGUGUUAUGUCUGGUGAAAUUGCUGGGGUUGCAGAGCUGUUGCGUUCAGAGUACUUUCACUGGUUAAUCUACAUACACUGCACUGCUCACCGUGUUAAUCUUUUAGUAAAUGAUCUAAUCAAAGAAUCCAAUGUUGCGCUUGACAUCAUGUCUACAAUCAACUCCCUCUAUUCAUUUCUCAAUCAUCCAAAAGUCCGAGAAGUCUAUCAUAGUGUAUACAGCGAACUUUACCCUCAGUCACAAAUUAAACACCUUGCCCAGCAGAUCGACAUACGUUGGGGCUGCAAGUUUGAGGCAGUUGAGCUGAUAACAGACAAACCUCAUGUUAUUUUGGAAACUCUGAUCAGAAUUACUCAAAACCCGAGAAUGCAUGACCCAAAACAUGUCGAGCAAGCGAGUGGGUUUUACCAUAAGUUGACAACCGCCAAGCAUAUUAUUGCGUUGGUCACACUUCAUGCGUACCUUGCUGAUAUGUUCUUCCUGUCCAAAGAGCUACAGAGUCAGAGCAUCAACUGGACAGAUGUUCAGUAUGAGAUUGAAAGGACCCGCAAAUCGAUAUCCGAAAUAGAUGAUGACCAGAUACGAGUGAUGGUAAACGAGUAUUGCGAUAAGACUGGCAUACCCCUUGAACUCACGCUCACCAUGCCAAUACACCAAACAAGAUCAACGUCAUCAACCAGUGCUGCAAAUUCAAUAAAUGACACCAUCUCCGAUCUCAACUCUUACAUGCAAAGCAAGAUCGAAGAAGAGUUCCGAAUCCGGUUCGACAGCAAGAACAUCGAAAUAAUGAAAGCGUUCGAAGCUUUGGAUGCAUCCAAACCGUGCUACUUGGAUAUCGAGACUCUGGGUUAUCUUGUCGAGCAUUUUGACUGCUCGAACAUUAACAGAUCCAUACUCAAAUUGGAAUUGUUGAGGGCCAGAGAAGAUUUACGACUGGGGCUGCCGAUUAGUGAAAAGAGAUGCACUAACCUAAUGAAGCUGAUCAACUUGAAGACUACUAUUGCAACGAGCACGGCAACUGUGGAGCGUUGUUUUUCUGCAAUGAACAGAGUCUGUUCCAAGUUGCGAUCAAGACUGACACCAAGCAGACUUGGGGACCUUCUUUGCAUAACUCUAAACAAAGAUCUGGUACCGCAACUCGACAUUGGUGUACUCAUUAAUUCGUGGGCUUCAAAAGGAGACAGAAGGGUGAAUGUGUAA
Paramuricea clavata is the source of this 2500-nucleotide messenger RNA. Lineage: Eukaryota; Metazoa; Cnidaria; Anthozoa; Malacalcyonacea; Plexauridae. The record is from the annotation of a GenBank genome assembly.